Molecule: messenger RNA, 893 nt
Organism: Prionailurus viverrinus (fishing cat)
Lineage: Eukaryota; Metazoa; Chordata; Mammalia; Carnivora; Felidae
Exons: 3
Coding region: 24-893 (289 amino acids)
Source: RefSeq, a predicted model, not a curated record
UAAGCUUUUCAGUAGACGACCCCAUGCAGAAAUGGAUUUAUACAGGUCUGCUGGAGGCAGAAGAUGGAGAGCGAAGAUGCCCUGCCUGUUUCUACACCUUUGCACUUGAGAAGCCCGGAGGAAAAGAGCGAGCCCCUGCGAGGAAAGCUGCGAAUCUCUCCCAGGGCCGGAUGCGGACCACCAGGCUGCCUCCGGAGGAAGGCGGCUCGUUCGGCUGGACGCGCCUGGUGGCAGGUGCUGGAGCGCACGAUAAAGAACUCAAAAAGGAAAGUGCCGGGGGCGUGGGACAGAUAGCCCAGCUUCAGGCUGUCUGCACAAACAGAAUGGCCAGGGGCCCCAAAUCACAUUCCUCUCAAAUGAGGGUAAGGAAGGGCAAGCGGUCCCCGCAACCCCUGCUGCCAGGACGAGCUGUAACGCGGAGAGGGCGGGUGGGCACAGCUGACCAGGGUGGCCGCUGGCUGGAGAUGCGGGCGGACGGACGACCCUCCCGGUUCUUACCCCGGCCACCUCGGGGGCCCCGGUUGUGGGCGCCCACCCCGCCGCGCGGGCGGCCAGAGGACCUGACCCUGGCCCAGACCCCCUUCCCUGCCACCCCCUCGCCGUCCCUCACUUACCGAGGGCGCGGGGGUCCCCGGCGACCCUGCUGCCGAGGUCAGGGGGCGGCUCGCGGGGCCGGGCGCCCAGGAAGCCGGGAAGCCUCGGUCGUUCCCGCAGUGAACAACCCUCUGCAGUGGGACCGCAGCCCGCGGCGCCCCCUCCCCAGAGAGCCGGGAGCGACAGCCCGCGGCUCCAAUGCGCGCCGGGAGGGCGGACACAGCAGAUACAUUUUGAAAGGAUUCAAAACUGUGCACGGUGAGAGCUCGUUUGGAGAGAAAAUUACGUAUAUGAAUUGA